Messenger RNA from Syngnathus acus (greater pipefish), 3873 nucleotides. RefSeq names its product protein jagged-1b. The transcript is spliced from 14 exons. Gene Ontology annotation, cellular component: membrane. Gene Ontology annotation, biological process: cell communication; multicellular organism development; Notch signaling pathway. Gene Ontology annotation, molecular function: calcium ion binding. The coding region runs from base 788 to 3013 and encodes 741 amino acids. The record is from RefSeq and is a predicted model, not a curated record. Lineage: Eukaryota; Metazoa; Chordata; Actinopteri; Syngnathiformes; Syngnathidae.
CAGCCGGUGUAAUCCUGCUGCUAAUUGGCCCACAGCAGAGCUUUUGACAAAUAAGAGCAUUGCGUAAAAGAAAAAAAGAUUUUACGCGUGGAUAAUGUGGAGCGGUGCGCCUAAGUGACGCGUCAUGAAGCAAAGUUUGAGAGCAAAAAGAGAAAGUGGGGCUUUUGUCAGCGGUGGAAAUCUUCCGGACCGGCGCUGAAAGACGGAUAGUCGCUGCUUCAGGACACACCCUCCGAGCGUUCUUUCUCUCUCUCUCUCUCUCUCUCUUUCUCUCUCCCUCAUUGUUUGCCACAUUGACUCGCCGCUAGGCUUCCUAUGCGCUUGACAAAUGACCAGCCGGCGCUUUUUUGCAUGAGCGCACAAAGGGCAAAAAAACCCAACAACUUUACACCAAUAAGAAAAAAAAAAUGGGCUAGAAUCGGAAGAUGUUCGAUUGCUUCGGGGCUUGAUUGAUUUGCCUUGAAGAGAGACGGAGAGUGACCUAAUUGGGAUGAGAGUUCAAGUCCAGCGCGAGCCACCAGAUUGGACCUUUAAAGCCGCUUAAAAGAGGAAGAAGAACCAUCGCCACGCUCCGGUGUUUCUUUUUUUUUUUUUUUUUUUUUUUAGGGUGGUGGUGGUGCGUUUGCGGACGCUCACCGGCUUUCCAGAGGGACGCAGGUGUAUGCACGGCGGGUGCAAAUCAAAGCAGGGAUGAAGUAAGUGGCCACGAGAAGGGGGUGUGAAAGAUUCGGUUCGGAAUCGGAGGAAGAGUGGAGGGGAGGUGGGCAUCGCCGCCUCCGACACCGGCAUGGAAGGCACAAGUCGGCCGGAGCUCAGAAGAGUCACCGGGAAGCCCGCCGCGCACGCGGAGAGCCUCCACCUGGCGCGGGUUGUGAUCUUCCUCGUCGCGCUCGUCAUGCAACCACAGGCGGUGCGCACAGUCGGGAUGUUCGAGCUCCAGAUCCGCCACUACCAGAACCCCAACGGACUCCUUCUGAACGGAAACUGCUGCGACAUCCCGGUCGGCGGCGAACAACGCUGCUCAUCCCGAGACCAGUGCGACACUUUUUUCCAAGCAUGCCUCAAGGAGUACCAAGCCCGAGUGGCCCCGACCGGAGCCUGCACCUUCGGCUCGGGCAGCACGGGGAUCCUUGGAGGAAAUUCCCAAUCGCUCCACCGCCGUGGAGGAGAUGAUGGGACUAAUGGACUCAUUGUCAUUCCCUUCAAAUACGCCUGGCCAAAGUCAUUCUCUUUGGUUUUGGAGGCUCAGGAUGAUGACAACAACACAUCACAAGCAGAUCAGCUGAUUGAGCGUGUUCUUCUCUCCUCCAUGUUGAAUCCCGGAGAGCAGUGGCAGGCGUACCGCCACCACGGCCGCUCCUUCAGCCUGGAGUACCGCCUGCGCUUUCGCUGCGUCUCCAACUACUACGGGCCCUUCUGCAAUAAGUUCUGCCGCGCCCGCGACGACUUUUUCGGCCACUUCAACUGCGACCCCAACGGCUCCAAGGUCUGCAUGGAAGGCUGGACGGGAGCCGAGUGCAAAGAAGCCGUGUGCAGGCAAGGAUGUCACCAGGCCCACGGCUCUUGCACCGAACCUGGGCAAUGCACCUGUCACUACGGCUGGACGGGGUCUCUGUGUGACCAGUGUGUGACGUUCCCCGGUUGCGUGUACGGCAGCUGCACUGAACCCUGGCAGUGUGUGUGCGACGUCAACUGGGGAGGUCUGCUGUGUGAUAAAGACCUGAACUACUGCGGGACUCACCAACCUUGCAUGAACGGCGGCACCUGCACCAACACGGAGCCCGACGAGUACCAGUGCGAGUGCCAGGAAGGUUUCAGUGGGCGCAACUGUGACAUUGUUGAACACGCGUGCGUGUCGUCGCCAUGUGUGAACGGCGCCACCUGCGUGGAGGACUCCACGGGCUUCAGCUGCGUCUGCGCCCAAGGUUGGACCGGGCAGACCUGCGCAAACGCGCUGAGGCAGUGCGACCGAAGUCCUUGUGGACCAGGUGCAACUUGCCAAGAGACUGCGGGAGGUUACCGAUGCCUCUGCCCGCCGGGAUGGAGUGGCAGAACCUGCCAGCUAGACGCCGAUGAGUGUGAAAUGAAAAUAUGCGUCCAUGCCCGCUUUUGCCGCAAUCUGAUUGGUGGAUACCUGUGUGACUGUCUUCCUGGAUGGAUGGGGUCAAAAUGUGACAUCAGGAACAGCAGCUGCCAGAGCGUGUGCCUCAAUGGCGGACAUUGCGAGGACCAGAUGUCAGGAUCCAGAUGUUUGUGCCCGCCUGGCUUCUCUGGAAAACACUGCCAAAUUCGCCUUGGUCCUUGUGAUAGCGCCCCCUGUCUGCAUGGAGGUCAAUGCACGGAGAAGGAUGAACGCACUGUCGCCUGUGACUGCCCUUUUGGGUAUUCUGGAAUCUUCUGUGAGAUUGCGCUGGACGUGUGCAACCCCAACCCCUGCUCGCAGGGGAUGCCCUGUCACAACAUCGAUGGCAGGUACAUGUGUGGCUGUCCUGAGGGUUACCAUGGAAACGAGUGCCUCACCCUCAAAAGCCCUUGUUUUGGCUCUCAAUGUCCAGGUGCCAUGUCAGACACACAAGGUGGCAUCAGCUUUUAUAUGAUCCUGUUGGGCGUUUUAGCAUUGGUGCUAGUGUGCGGCUGCACCGCGUGUGCCUUGGUCCUGUCGCAUUUGCAGCACAAGCGGAAAAAGCAGCAAGCCGUCCCGCCGGAGGAGGACACCGUCAACAACCAGAGGGAGUACGUCAACCUCAUCCGAAAUUUGGACCACUUGGUCCCCCCGCCCCUCCCGCCUCCCGCCGUGCCUCUGGUCCAGUCGCCGCCCGGCGCGACCGCCGCCGCCGUUAGCCCGCACUGCUACGAGGAAAUCGAGCUGACUCUCCCUCCCUCCCCGGCCCCCUCGCACUCGUCGUCCCCUGCGCUGAAGCAGGCCCACGUCCCAAAACUGGAUAUUUCCAACCGGGAGCGGGAGAAGCUAAACCGCUUCCACUGCACAGAAAACCACGAGCUCCAAGUGUGACCCUUGAACUUUGAGGCUUAUUUUAUUCUGCAUACUUUGCACUCUCUCGCUCACAGGGUCCACAUUUCUUGUUUGGCCUAUCAUGUCGCUCUUCAGAUGACCUAAAGUUCCAGGAACUUUUAGUACUUGGUAGUUCCGGUGCUAUGACAGACUUGGUUUGAAGAAGAAGAUUGGCGACUGUUUAUGGAGAUGUUAUCAACAGUAUGUGGUGUGUUGUAUUGGUCACCGUGAGUCUGAUUUGCCAUCGUAAAUAUUGAACAGAUUUAUCAAAGAAAACCGCUUUGAACACAUCCCGAAAAAAAAAAAAACACAGAAUUGGGCUUUUGAUGAUUUUAAUUGUAAAAGGAAAAAUGCUCAAGUUCACCACGAUUAUUAUAUUGGUCAGUAUAUGAGAUGAAAAAGACUAAAUGUUUUGGUGGAAAUGCGCCAUAGUGACCUCUGAGUGCCUGAAACUGUCACAAUAAUUCAGGCCAAAAUCGAAGCGGGCCAUCGAAUGAAUGGAUGAUUAUUUAAAGUCCAACUGGAUGAAUGUGAGAUUAUUUAAAGUAGCCAGCGCACACGUUUUCUUCUAUUUACAAGAAGGAAGCUUCAUUUCCAACACUCAAUUCCUGGACUCAAAACGUUUGCGCGUGAAAGACUGUACAAUAUACAAAAGUCGUGCUUUAAGGCCUCACAAAUUAUUUUUUAAAAGCAUACACUGUUGCCUGUGUUGUUUCUGUGACGCUACCUUUUUUUCAUUCUGCCUGUAAGAUAGUUUGUACAUAACUAUAUUGUAAAUAUUGAUGCCUCCGUGGUUCAGUCUGAGAGUAUCACUCUUGUUGUUUUACUGGCGUUCUGUAAUAAAAGUGCAUUUAACAGUU